Molecule: messenger RNA, 2493 nt
Organism: Scleropages formosus (Asian bonytongue)
Lineage: Eukaryota; Metazoa; Chordata; Actinopteri; Osteoglossiformes; Osteoglossidae
Gene: matn3b
Product: matrilin 3b
Exons: 9
Coding region: 375-1961 (528 amino acids)
Molecular function (GO): calcium ion binding
Source: RefSeq, a predicted model, not a curated record
CGUGAGAUCCAUGAUGACAAGAAAACAGACACUUUUACAAUCGUUGGAAAAUUAUAUUUCAAUUUGUGGAAACGAUCGUUGCAACAAUGAUGACAUUUCGGUGCUGCGUUUCGCUGCUCCUUCUGAAGUUACUCUGAUUUUUACACCACUCAAUUACCGCGGCCCACUUUGGAGAAGUUCCUAUUGACGCGGUAAUGAAGUCCAUCAGAUGCUGAGUGACACCUCCCCCCCCAACCCCCCCGCGCGCGCACACGCAGCGCGCGCACACGUGUUCGGCUCGGGGUCUUUAAAGGUCCAUCUCGCGGACACUGAGCGCGCAGAGUCUGGACAGGAGGACAGGAGGGGACAGCGGGACCCGCAGCACCCGCAGCACCAUGAGCUCCGCAGCCACGUGUCUCCUCUUCCUCUGCCUCUUCCUGGUGGCGCGUGAAGCGCGAGGAACGUACCGCUUUUACGCGCACAACCCGGCGCAGAGAGUGGCGGCGGCGGCGGCGGGGGCGCGCAGCACGCACACGCUCUACGGCGUGCAGAGGAUGCAGAAGAUGCAGCCCGCGGGGUACCACGUGAACGGGCCAGGACAGUCGCACUGCAAAAGCCGCCCCUUGGACCUGGUCUUCAUCAUUGACAGCUCCAGGAGCGUGCGCCCUGCAGAAUUUGAGAAGGUCAAGAUCUUUCUGAGCGACAUGGUGGACACGCUGGAGAUAGGCCAGGAAGCCACCCGUGUGGCUGUGGUUAACUACGCCAGCACGGUCCAGAUAGAGUUCAUGCUCAAGAUGUACUUCAGCAAGGUGGAUCUCAAGCAGGCUUUGACUCGCAUCGAGCCGCUCUCCACCGGAACCAUGACUGGCCUGGCCAUCAAGACAGCCAUGGAGAAGGUCUUCGCUGAGGAGUCAGGUGCCCGACCUCGCUCCACCAACAUCUCCAAGGUUGCCAUCAUAGUGACGGAUGGGCGACCCCAAGACAAGGUGGAGGAGGUGUCUGCCUCUGCCCGUGGCUCCAACGUCGAGAUAUACGCCAUCGGGGUGGACCGAGCCGACAUGCAGUCACUACGACUCAUGGCGAGCCAGCCGCUGGACGACCACGUCUUCUACGUGGAGACGUACGGCGUCAUCGAGAAGCUCACAUCGAAGUUCCGGGAGACCCUCUGUGGCCUGGACCCCUGCUCUCUUGGACACGACUGCGACCACAUUUGUGUCAACAACCGGUCCUCUUAUUACUGCAAGUGCCAAGAGGGGUAUUCCCUGAAUGAAGACGGGAAAACAUGUUCACGGACCGACACCUGUGCUCCCGGCGAAGAUUGCGAACCCCUUUGUAGCGAACGCAACGGCUCGCAGUCCUGCACAUGUCGGGAGGGGUACGUCCUCAGUGAGGACAGGACAAGGUGUUCCCGUGUGGACGGCUGCGCCUUCGGACACGACUGCGAGCACAUUUGCGUUGACGGCUACGGGUCGCAGUACUGCAAGUGUCGGGAGGGUUAUGUCUUGAAUGAGGACAGGAAAACAUGUUCACUUCCUGUCCUGUCUGUGAUGCAUGAAACUACUAAACCCUCCAUCGUGGAACCAGGUGUGGACGGCUGCGCCUUCGGACACGACUGCGAGCACAUUUGCGUUGACAGCUACAGGUCGCAGUACUGCAGGUGUCGGGAGGGUUAUGUCUUGAAUGAGGACAAGAAAACAUGUUCACGUGUGGACGGCUGCGCCUUCGGACACGACUGCGAGCACAUUUGCGUUGACGGCUACGGGUCGCAGUACUGCAGGUGUCGGGAGGGUUAUGUCUUGAAUGAGGACAGGAAAACAUGUUCACAGGAGGUGAGGGCCGUCAUCGUGGAGGACCCCUGCAAGUGCGAGGCCCAGAUGGCCUUCCAGAGGAGGACACAGGUCACCCUCCGAGAGCUCGCCAACAAACUAGAUGAGGUCACCAGGAGACUUCAGCAGUUUGAGGCCGUACCUCGUCGCUUCUAGCGGAGGAGACCCAGCUGCACCGAGUGAGCUCGGUACCGCAGUUCAGAUUCCCGCAAAGGUGUCUGCCCCCCCAACGUCCCGUUCCGGCGCUUUCUUGUCUGAUGGAUCCCGUCAUCACUCUCAUGUACUUCAGUUGCCGCCCCAGGCAGCCAUUGGGACUCACCCAGCCGUGUCCUGCUGUCCAGCCGAGCAUCUGUCCGGUCCACCGGUGCUACUCAUCACACCCUUCACGUAACGUGAUGACAGCACCCACACACUUAUUGUGUGUUAGUGUAGUGUGCUACCGAUUGCGUACUUGACCGUCCGACAGAGGUUUUUGGGUUUCUCUAAUGAAUUUUAUUGUGCCUCCUUUCAUGACAGCUUAUCCCCUUUGUAUUUUAUUAUUUUUUAUGAAUAAUAGUGCUCUAAUGUAACUUUUAAAGACUUGAGAUUAAUUUAAACGAGAAUAACGGAAACUGUUACUCUACAUGUGUACAUGAAUUAAAAUUGCAUUCCGGAUACCUGUAAAUUGUAUAUGCAACAAUAAAUCAUU